Molecule: messenger RNA, 2512 nt
Organism: Acinonyx jubatus (cheetah)
Lineage: Eukaryota; Metazoa; Chordata; Mammalia; Carnivora; Felidae
Gene: EDAR
Product: ectodysplasin A receptor
Exons: 11
Coding region: 170-1552 (460 amino acids)
Biological process (GO): positive regulation of JNK cascade; positive regulation of canonical NF-kappaB signal transduction
Cellular component (GO): plasma membrane
Molecular function (GO): signaling receptor activity
Source: RefSeq, a predicted model, not a curated record
CAGCUUAAAACCUGCCUUUUCUUUUAGGGUGCAUUCAUUUCCUGCCUCGCUUGCAGGGAGGCCCCUCACACCCAGUGGGACAUGGUGGAGGCAGCCAGACUGAGGGUGGGGGCUGGGCUGUGGCCAGCCAGUGCUGGGGCAGCUCAGGCCCUGCAGGCACCAGGGUGCCAUGAAGUGUGUCUUUCAGGCAAGGCCCCAGGAGAAGAUGGCCCACGCGGGAGACCGCAAGCAGAUGCCCUGGCUCCCUGUCCUGGUGGUGUCACUGCUGUGUUCAGCCAGAGCAGAAUACUCCAACUGCGGAGAGAAUGAGUACUACAACCAGACCACGGGACUGUGCCACGAGUGUCCCCAGUGUGGCCCUGGAGAGGAGCCCUACCUGUCCUGUGGUUAUGGCACCAAAGAUGAGGACUAUGGCUGCGUCCCCUGCCCAGCGGAGAAGUUUUCCAAAGGAGGCUACCAGAUAUGCAGGCGUCACAAAGACUGUGAGGGCUUCUUCCGGGCCACCGUGCUGACACCAGGGGACAUGGAGAAUGAUGCUGAGUGUGGGCCGUGUCUUCCUGGCUACUACAUGUUGGAAAAUAGACCCAGGAACAUCUACGGCAUGGUCUGCUACUCCUGCCUCCUGGCACCCCCUAACACCAAGGAAUGUACAGGAGCCAGCUCCGGAGUCUCUGCCAACUUCCCCAGCACCUCUGGCAGCAGCACCCUCUCUCCUUUCCAGUACGCCCACAAAGCAGAGCUCUCAGGCCAAGGGCACCUGGCCACAGCCCUGAUCAUUGCCAUGUCCACCAUCUUCAUCAUGGCCAUAGCCAUUGUCCUCAUCAUCAUGUUCUACAUCAUGAAGACGAAGCCUUCAGCCCCAGCAUGCUGCACCAGCCACCCAGUGAAGAGUGUGGAAGCCCAAGUGAGCAAGGAAGAGGAGAAGAAAGAGGCCCAAGACAGCAUGGUGAUUUUCUCCGAGAAGGAUGAAUUUGAGAAGCUGACUGCCGCUCCAGCCAAGACUGCCAAGAGCGAGAAUGACGCAUCAUCGGAGAAUGAGCAGCUGCUAAGCCGGAGCAUGGACAGUGAUGAGGAGCCUGCCACUGACAAGCAGGGCUCCCCAGAGCUGUGCCUGUUGUCGCUGGUUCACCUGGCCCGGGAGAAGUCGGCAGCCACCAAGUCAGCCGGGAUUCAAAGUCGAAGGAAAAAGAUAUUGGAUGUGUAUGCCAAUGUGUGUGGAGUUGUUGAAGGUCUCAGCCCCACAGAGCUGCCAUUUGACUGCCUUGAGAAGACAAGCCGAAUGCUCAGUUCCACGUACAACUCCGAGAAGGCUGUUGUGAAAACAUGGCGCCACCUUGCCGAGAGUUUUGGACUCAAGAGGGAUGAGAUUGGGGGCAUGACAGAUGGCAUGCAGCUCUUUGAUCGCAUCAGCACAGCAGGCUACAGCAUCCCAGAGCUGCUCACAAAACUGGUGCAGAUUGAACGGCUGGAUGCUGUGGAGUCCUUGUGUGCAGACAUACUGGAGUGGGCUGGGCUUGUGCCACCUGCCUCCCAACCACCCACUACAUCCUGAGGAGCCUGCCUAUAGUCUGCCCUCCCUGGGAGGCACCAAGGAUCUACCAAGGGCUCUGGAGCUGUGAGUGCUGGCGACAGACUGCCAAGAGUCAGGCUUUUUCUGCUGUCAUGAGGAUUUGCCUUAGGCCAUUCCAAGGAACAAGAGGAAAUGAGGCCUGUCUUCUAAUCUAACCAAAAAUAAAAGAUUAAAGUUGGGAUAGUCCCAGCUACCCACCUGUACCUCACCAGGCAGGAUGAAUAUUUAUUCAACUCAUUUAAGGGAUGUUUUUGGGUGCUCAGAUGAACCAAACAAUGUGGGGAUGACAGAGGUGAAGAAUCUAGUACCUGUUUUUAAGGAGUUUACAACCUCAGGAGAGACAGAAGGUGUGUCUACAAACCAUCUUGCUAGAAAACAUCAAACAGUCUAGACGAAGGGAUACUAAGAAAACAUAAUAAGUUCUGAGGGAGGGAGAUGGCUCCCCACUGGGGUGAUGAAGGAGGGCAGCAUCAUGAAGAAAGAAGCUCAAAUGCCUGGUGAAAUGGCUACCAAAGGCAGAUGCCACACUCCACAUAGUGUGUCAGGUUUGGUACAAGUCUGUUAAUAUCCUAAGUGGCUGUUCUUAAGGUCAUUCGUAUUCCUACAGCCCUUCCAAUCACUAAUGGAAGAGUUCACUCUGUGGCCUGCCUUCUGUCACUGAUCUACAAGGCAUGUGUUUGUCCAGUCCAGUAGACCUGUGUCCAGUGGCCAGUUUCACCUAUUGCCUGAUUCCCAGGCCUGAGACCCAGUGGUUUUGUAUUACACAUGAAUUGCUUUCCACUCUCAUCCCUAGUCAGAUUUGACCCUUUGGGGGCAGCAAUGUUCAAAGACACAGUCCAUUUAAAUUAUGUGUCAGCCUGUUUUUGCUUCAAACAGAAAUGAGUGGUCAGCUAUAUGUGGAAAGAGAAAUUGUGACUUCCUAGGAAUUCAGCCAUGUAUAAU